AUGGCUCUACAGCGAUAUACUACCUCUGUAGACGGCUCGAUCCCCGUCCAGGCACUGCUAUAUAAUGACGAAGAGCUAUUGGCCAAUCAGGAUGGUGUAGGGAUCUACGACGGCUCACAGAAAUCCCCAGAGCACCAGAACGGAACCGUCAGCGUCACCACUCACCGUCUCUUCUACAUUGAUUCUCGGCGAGAGAUUCGCAACUCGUUUACAUUGGAUCUUUCCUUCAUUACGCAGACGGAAUACUAUGCGGGCCUCUUCAAGUCGUCGGCUAAAGUUACUUUGCACCUCUCUGGAAAUCCCACUGAAUCGGGCCCAAGUGAACAAGGGGUACCACUCGCCCAAUUUGAUAGCUGGGAAUGCGAAGUAUGCGCAUACCGAAAUCCACCUGGUCUAAGUCCAGCAGCCGCCCGAGUCUGUGGGCUCUGCGGGGUGCCUCGCUCCGCCAUUCCCGCACCUGCCCCAGUCCAUCUAUCCUCGUCAUUGCCGUCAUCUUCCUCCACAUCUCUGGCUGCAAGCUCGAGUAUCCACAAUCGGACGGAGGUCCCAUGCUCUGCGUGUACAUUUCUCAACCACCCGUACCUGCGUUCGUGUGAGAUUUGCGGUACAGAAUUGCCACAGCCCAGAGGAGAAUUCAAAUCAGCACCCUCCUCGAGACCUCUCACCCCGGACCCCGAUGAGGAUGGAGCUGCGACAAAGAUGAUGAAGAUUAGCUUUCGUAAAGGUGGUGACAAGCCCUUCUACGCGGCCCUAAAGCGCAGCCUGAAGGGAAAGGCAUGGGAGGUUCAAGUUGCUCUUACGAGCACGAAUAACGCAACAAAUGCCGUUGGGAUGUCGGGAAUAUCUGGUAUUCUCAGGACGGUGGAAAGUUCCGCUCAAGGGAGAGAGAAUAACAUGAAAGAUGCCCUACAGGAUCUUGAGGCCCUCAUGGUCAAGGCGAAGGACAUGGUGAAGCUGGCUGCGGAACUCAACGAGAAGUUGACCGCAGCCGCGAGUUCGGCAGUCUCGACUGCAACAGAACCAGAAGAAGCAACCUUCAUCCGUUCGUCUCUCUCGCAGCUUGGGCUGCAGAUGUCCAACGCGCCGGUCACGCUCGACAUGAUGACGGAUGAGCGGAAAUGGCACGAAGAGUUGGCCAGGGAACUAGCACGCGUGUUGCAAGGCCUCUCGGGGUCGAACAACGGGAUGAUGAAAGAGCGCGGGAUUAUCGCUCUUGACGAAGUGUGGGGCGGCUGGAACCGAGCGAGAGGUGUCGCUCUCAUCCCACCGUCGACGUUCCUACAGGUGAUCCCGCAUUUGCAUGCAUGCACAGAACCCACGAUCCGCCACCGCGCCUUUGGGUCUGGGUUGAACGUGCUUCAUACACCGCCAUACACCAACGCGGCAUUCGCCGCCCGCCUUUCGAGCUAUCUAGCCAUGGGAGGCCCAAAGACUACGAUUGAGAUCGCCACCGAGGAGGACUUGACCGUGGGGUUGGUCACUGAGAUGAUUGACGAGGUCGAAAGUGAUGGCGGGAUUUGUAGGGACGACAGCAGCGCCGCCAUCACCGGCGGGGGAAGUGGAACGGGUGUAGAGAUUCGGUGGUGGGGAAAUCUGUUCGUUGGCUACGUCUGGGACGGUCAGGAAUAG
Molecule: messenger RNA, 1629 nt
Organism: Cyclocybe aegerita
Lineage: Eukaryota; Fungi; Basidiomycota; Agaricomycetes; Agaricales; Hemipholiotaceae
Source: the annotation of a GenBank genome assembly